Messenger RNA from Arabidopsis lyrata subsp. lyrata, 834 nucleotides. RefSeq names its product glutenin, low molecular weight subunit-like. NCBI's taxonomy places the organism in Eukaryota, Viridiplantae, Streptophyta, Magnoliopsida, Brassicales, Brassicaceae. The record is from RefSeq and is a predicted model, not a curated record. The transcript is spliced from 3 exons. Bases 1 to 810 code for a protein of 269 amino acids.
AUGGCUCCUACCAAAGGCAAGUCAGCGAGAGGUCGCGGAGGCAAAUCGACAAAUAACCGUGGUGCCAGAGUCUACCAUGGUCAGAAUCCUAAACUCAUCCCCAGUGGCGUCGGAACCUCUUCUCACUCGUCGAACCCAAGUUCGGCGACACAGUCAACAGCGCCGGGUGGCUCUCAACAAACACCACGGGCUGGCUCUCAACAACCACCGCCGGCUGGCUCUCAACAACCACCUCCUGCUCGUCGAAAACAACCUCUUGGGCGUCAACAACAGCCUUCUUCUUCUCGUCAACAACAGCCUUCAUCUUCUCGUCAACAGCAGCCGCCUCCUCGUCAACAUCAGCCUUCUUCUUCUCGUCAACAGCAGCCUCCUCCGCGUCUACCACAGCCUCCUCCUCGUCAGGAUCCAGAGGAGCAACAGGUCAUACCACCAGAGCUAAACCUUAAUGAUGAAGACGAUUAUGAGGAAGAAGUAGACGAAGAGCCUGAAGAACAAAAUGGAGAUCAAAAUGUCGACUACCAAGAAAUGUUGGAUCGUUUGCUAGUCCUUCCAGGCCGACAACAUCUUCCACUUCUGUCUCAGAACCCGAUCCCUGGAGUUGAGACUCUCUGGUUUAACCGGCACAAAGGGAAGCUGUCUAGAGUGAUUGCUGGAAUCUUCCGGAGGAAGUUUGAUGGGCCUUACUUCAGUUGGAAGGUUACUCCAAUACCCAUUCGAGAGAGAUACUUCAGAAGUUUUGCGGUAAUGUCAUAUAUACCUUACAUUCUGUUAUUGUUUAAUAUAUAUGACUUAGUAACUUUGCUAACUUAAGUGCUUGUUAUGUAGCGGAAGUAU